Messenger RNA from Hevea brasiliensis (rubber tree), 966 nucleotides. Its product is annotated as inactive protein RESTRICTED TEV MOVEMENT 2. The transcript has 2 exons. Lineage: Eukaryota; Viridiplantae; Streptophyta; Magnoliopsida; Malpighiales; Euphorbiaceae. The record is from RefSeq and is a predicted model, not a curated record. The coding region runs from base 1 to 966 and encodes 321 amino acids.
AUGGCAACAAGGACACGCACAGGAGGAUCAACUGCUAUCCAAUAUGAAGAUUUUCAGCCCAAGUCUGAAUUGAAGGAAGAAGGAGGAGCUAACAUAUUAGUUGUACAUCUUCCUGGUUUUCAAAAGGAGCAAAUCAAUAUCAGUUAUGUGCAUUCAUCCCGUUUGAUUAGAGUUAUUGGAGAGCGACUGAUCGUUGGUAACAAAUGGAGCAGGUUCAACCAAGCAUUUUCGGUUCCUCAAAACUGUGAUGUGCAGAAAAUUCAGGCCAAAUUUCAAAAUGGAGUUCUUACCAUUACAAUGCCAAAACUCCAACCUUCAAUCCCUGAUAAUCUUACUUCGACGAGUGUUGCAGUUGAAGAAGGAAAGGAGAAGACAGUGGCUCCUCAAAUUCCUCAGCAAGCCAAAACAUAUGUUGCGACCCAAAAACAAUCAGAUGGAAAGCAAGUAGAAGGAGCCCCUAGCCCCGGAGAAGCCUUGAAAGAUCCAAAGUCUCAAACUCAGGUUGAAGCCACCUCAAAUGUUGCUUCAAUAACUGAUGAUACCAUGAAGACAAAAGAUAAAAAGGGUGCUAAAGUUGGUGAAGAAAAGACCAUUGAAAAGAAAGAAAAGGGGGAACUAUAUGACAAGGCAAGCGAAUCCAACCAAGAGGAAACUAGCAAGAGAAUAAAAGAAUCCUUGUUAGCUGAUCAAAGUGAAGAACGUACCAAGAAAAGAAAAGAAGUGAUGGUGACAAGGCCUGAUGAAAGAACUAGAAGUGGUAAAUUUGGUGGAGGUGAAGAGAAGCCAAAGGAAGAUUUCUUUACUGACAAAGUGAAGAAUGUGGCAGCUGCUGCAAAGAAGAAUGUGAUGGAGCUGAGCGAAGAGAGGCAAUUGCUGGUGAAUAUAGGUGUGGCAGUUCUAGUAAUUGUAGCACUUGGGGCUUACAUCUCUUAUAGUUAUCGAUCAUCUGGGAAGUCCAUGGACUAG